GCCAGUCUCGCAGCAACGACUGAGAUCGCAGCACUCGACGUCAUGAGCUUCGAAGACUUCGGAUCCUCGACGAGCUGGAACUCCAUCGCCGGCGCCAAGGCCGACGUCGCAGCUGGGAUUUUCCAGACUGCUACGGCCGUCGCCGGCUUCCGCCGCCUCGUCGAUGCCAUUGGUUCCGCAAAAGACUCCCCCAAGCAUCGCCACACUUUGCAGGAAGCGAGGAAGUGGAUCGCGCAGCUCGUGAAGGACACAUCGUCGAAGCUCAAGGUAUUCUCCGAUGCCAAUGUCGACGCACAACUAAUUAAUAGAACAGAUGAGGAAAAAUUAGCAAAGGAUUUCCAAAAAGUCUUGCUCGAUUUCCAAAAGGUUCAGAAGCUCGCUGUCCAGAAGGAGGCAGCUUAUGCAAUGGCCACAAGCUUGAGCUCUGAUGAACAUAAGACACACGACACAAAUGAAGAGCAUGAGCAGCUCCUGCAGGAGCAGAAGAGACAAGAGGAGAUUUCUUUAGACUGUGAGAUAACUUUUAAUGAAGCUCUGAUAGAGGAAAGGGAACAAGGAAUUAAAGAUGUACACUCCGAUGUGGUUGAAAUAAACGAGAUACUUAAGGAUCUUGUUUUCCUUAUUGACAAUCAACAACCUACACUAGAGGACAUUGGUAUACGAAUAGAAGCAGCAGCAGCAGCAUCCACAACUCAAGCAAGAGAACAACUCGCAAUGGGCUACAAAGGCAACAGAUCGAACACCUCAUCAUAUUGCUGGGUGCUGAUGCUCUUUGUUGUGGUGCUUGCUACCUUGCUUAUGGUGUUGAUAUUGUACUGACAAACACCCAUGCAAUCAAAGAUUUUGACUUGUACAAAUUUAGCUGAACAGGUUUGUAUUGAAGAGAAUCAAAUAUCUGUGGAGAGAUUUAGAUUUAUGUGCUUGUGGCAAUAUCAAUGCAGAGUCUGACAGUGUUGAGAAAAAAGUUGUAUGUUUACUAAGUUAUACAUCAGCAUGGGGAAUUUUCGGAAUUCAACGAGGCAUACGUAUCAUGUGUGUGUAUUAUACCAUACAAUGUGUAAAAUUUCUAUAGACAAAAGGCAAGAAUGGGAUAACCAUGAACUCAACAAAAUAUGAUA
Messenger RNA from Dioscorea cayenensis subsp. rotundata (Guinea yam), 1118 nucleotides. Its product is annotated as syntaxin-22-like. The transcript has 7 exons. Gene Ontology annotation, molecular function: SNAP receptor activity; SNARE binding. Gene Ontology annotation, biological process: vesicle fusion; intracellular protein transport; vesicle-mediated transport. The coding region runs from base 43 to 819 and encodes 258 amino acids. Gene Ontology annotation, cellular component: membrane; endomembrane system; SNARE complex. NCBI's taxonomy places the organism in Eukaryota, Viridiplantae, Streptophyta, Magnoliopsida, Dioscoreales, Dioscoreaceae. The record is from RefSeq and is a predicted model, not a curated record.